Molecule: messenger RNA, 2820 nt
Organism: Nylanderia fulva
Lineage: Eukaryota; Metazoa; Arthropoda; Insecta; Hymenoptera; Formicidae
Gene: Cog3
Product: conserved oligomeric Golgi complex subunit 3
Biological process (GO): Golgi organization; intracellular protein transport; intra-Golgi vesicle-mediated transport
Cellular component (GO): cis-Golgi network; COG complex; membrane
Source: RefSeq, a predicted model, not a curated record
GUAAUGUCGGUAAAAUGUCAUACGUGGACAGUUUCUUGAAGUCUUCACUCGAUUUGCGAAAUUCUUAGCAAUUAAAUACGCGCAUUAAAAUUUCGGACUGCGAUUUCGAUCAGGAUCAAUAUUACGUGAUUAUGUUGAUAUUGGAAUAUCUUUAUCGCGAGUAAAAGCAUGUCUAAGGCGAGAACGAUCCCGCAUAACCUUAUUCAAUGGGACCAAAGUGACAAUCCCUUGGCCCCGUUGACAGAAUGUCAGAAGGAUUGUCUGACGAGUCUGGAAACUGCGAUAUCUUCGUCGUUUCCGUCGUCGAAUCGGCAGACCGAUGUAAUAAUCCACAGCGAUGGGGAGAAUUCGCAGAAGCAGGAUUCUCAGGAAGGCAUCCUUCCGAUAGAAAGGUAUCAGGAGUUACUUCAGCAUUACUUGUCUUUAGAGAGGAGAUACAUGUCCAUGUAUGAUAUGAAGUAUUUAUACCUCGACCAGUUGAAAUCGAGGAGAUCUGAGUGCCACGAGGUUUGUUCCCAGAUAGAGAAGGCGUUGGAUGAUUUUUCUGCGCUUUAUAAACAGUAUAAUGAAGUCUCUGCUAAGACCACUUCUCUGUAUGAGGCCAGCGAGCAGCUUAUUUCUGAUCAGAAGCAGCUGAACGCGACAAUCGACAGCAUCACAGAAUACGUUAGAUAUUUCAAGGAGAUCAAUGUGAUCGCAGAGAAACUGGACGCCCCCACACUGUCGAUCAACAGCGAAACGUUCUUUGACAUAUUAGACAAGAUUGAUAUUAAUAUAGAUUUCAUGCAGAGUAAUUCAUCGUACAAUGAGAGCGGAGUUUAUUUGGUACGGUACAGGCAUUGUCAGUCGAAGGCAAUAACAUUGAUACAGAAUUAUAUUUUCAAUCUCUUCUCCAAAACUACAGAGAGCAUCUUAAAUUUGAAGGACAAUGAAGGUUCGCAGGAAAAUGCAGAUGCAGCGCUCGCUUUGUUCUAUGGAAGAUUUCAGACAAUUUUGUGCAAGACAAAACCAGUCAUCGAGCAGGUUGAAAGUAAGUCAUACAAGAGACAGGAGUACGACAGUCUGCUGUUGGAAUGCCAUCAAUAUUAUUGGAGUCAGCGAGGCUUGGUGUUAGGUGCCAGCAUACAAAAGUCCUUGAAUUCUGUCAGGGAGAAGUACAAUGGUGAUCAUUGUAGCUUGGUACGGCACUCUUGUGCUCUACUCUUGCAUGCAUCGAUAGAUGAACACAAGCUCUUCUAUGAAUUCUUCACGAAGCAAUCGAGUGGGCUGACAGCGUAUUUGGAGAGUUUGUGCACUUCCCUGUACGAUGCACUACGACCUUUCAUAAUACACAUCAAUCAUCUAGAAACAUUGGCAGAAAUCUGUUGCAUUCUGCGAAUAGAAAUGUUGGACGAGUAUGUGCAUAAUUUUGAACCACUGGAAGGCUUCGGCAACAUUUGCUUGCAACUGUUGCACGAUGUACAAGAGAGAUUAGUAUUUCGCGCGCAUUUGUAUCUGCAGUCCGACGUGUUGAACUACAAUCCUUCAUCUGGAGAUUUGGCGUAUCCAGAAAAAUUGAAGAUGAUGGAGGACAUAGCGGAGUCGAUCAGAGAAGAGACACGUCAGACUCGCAUGAAGAAGAUCUCGGUGUCAUCUGCUGACAGUUCUGUUCUAGAGCCAGUCUCACGAAAUCAUAUAGUCAUCGAUUCUAUUUAUCAGAAGACACACAUGGGAAGUUCUCCAGCAGAUUUGCAUGCAAUGUGGUAUCCCACGGUACGCAGGACCCUGGUAUGUCUGUCAACUUAUCGCUGUGUGGAUAGAUCUGUGUUCCAGUCGUUGAGCCAGGAGGCCAUUUCUCUAUGUGUGCAAAGCAUCGAGAAUGCCAGGCAGGAAAUUGAGAAGAGAGCAAGCACCCUGGAUGCAGAAUUAUUUCAGAUAAAGCAUUUGCUGAUCCUUAGAGAGCAGAUUGCACCAUUUCAAGUUGACUUUACUAUCAAGGAAUAUAGUUUGGAUUUCUCCAAAGUGAAGACUGCGGCAUUUGGAUUACUUGAGAAGAGUUCCAGGCUCUUCACUUUAUCAAACAACGCAUUAUUACAGUUUCUCUUGGAAGGUGCACCGCAGAUGAGGGAACAACUCAUCGAUUCAAGAAAACAUGUGGACGCAAAAUUGAAGUUUUCAUGUCAGCAAUUGAUACAACACGCAACUUAUUUAUUGAUUAAUCCUAUUAUCAAAUUAUUGGAGAAGGACAUUUAUGAUGCUGGAUCCAGUCAGGAGCAAAAGACACUAGGAAGUGCAAAGGAAGUGGCAGUCAUAGUAGUCGAUGUGUUGAGGAUAAUCAAGUUUAAAUGUCCCGAGGUGCAACAAUCGAUGCAGUUGUAUUUAGCUAAUAAGGAAACUGAAUUUAUUCUAUUUAAACGUAAAAAUAACAUUUGCGCCGUUACGCAGUUGCAUCAAACGUUGAAUAAGUAUUACAAUCCGGAGGAACUUUUGUUAAUCGCGUGUCCUUUACCAGAACAGAUUUCCGUUAUGUUGAGUUCGACGACAUUAGUUCAAGGGAAAUUAAAUCGAGAACCGCAAUCAAAUUUAAAACGGUCGCAGUCGAUUACUAAACAAGAAGUCUAGUGGUUUACAAAAAGAUUCAGAUUUAUUUAUUUUAUUGCUCGAAAUUAUAUAUAAUAGAUUAUUGGACAGAAUAGUGAGUUAGUUAUAAAUAACUUAAUUAUUAAUAGUCUAAUAAAAACGGAGCAAAAAUAAAAAUUUCAUAUGCAAGAUGUACGUAACUGUUUCUGUAAACGUAAAAAAAUUUUAUAAGUAAAAAAUAAAAAUGAAGUUGAAACCAAA